Messenger RNA from Cucumis melo (muskmelon), 10491 nucleotides. RefSeq lists its product as uncharacterized. The record is from RefSeq and is a predicted model, not a curated record. NCBI's taxonomy places the organism in Eukaryota, Viridiplantae, Streptophyta, Magnoliopsida, Cucurbitales, Cucurbitaceae. Bases 339 to 1121 code for a protein of 260 amino acids. The transcript is spliced from 5 exons.
UCAGAGUUUCGAGCAAGAAAGAAAUCCAACGCCAGUUUCCAAAUUCCGUUGCCACACAGUUUAACAUCUUCAACCUAAAACUACUUAAUUACCCUCCUUCAAAAUGUCUAACCUUUUCAGAACUGAUUCUUCUUUCAUUAGAUUACUCCCUCGUCCUCGCUGCAUCGCGCUUGAACUCGUCUUACUCGCUCAUGAAUGAUUUGAUCAUACGGCGUUCUUGCGGUCUAGCAAAAAGAAACAAAGAAAAGAGAAAUUCGACAUCGAGCGGCCAACAGGAGCGGUUAAGAGGUUAGGACGGCUCGUUGGUGGGGUUAGGUGGAUUUUUCAAAUGGUAUAUCAUGCUUUGCAAUUCAUUGAGAGAUCGACUUCGGCCAUGUCUUCGUGAUUAUGAUAGGCUUCAGUCUUUCGCCGUCAUUCUCAUUUAUAUUCAGAUCGGGUGCGCAUUGAUUGGAUCCCUAGGGGCAUUAUACAAUGGUGUUUUGCUUAUAAAUUUGGCAAUCGCAUUGUUCGCUUUGGUAGCCAUAGAGAGCAGCAGUCAGAGUCUUGGUCGUACAUAUGCUGUUCUCCUCUUCUCUGCCAUUUUCCUCGACGUCUUCUGGUUUAUUCUUUUCGCCUACGACACAUGGAACAUCUCAUCCGAGCAAUAUGGACCCCUUUUUACCUUUUCAGUGAAGCUUACUCUGGCAAUGCAGAUUAUUGGGUUUUCUGUUAGGCUAUCAUCUUCUCUACUGUGGAUUCAAAUUUACAGGUUGGGGAUUUCAUACAUGGAAACUUCAGUUCCCCGAGAGGCAGACUACGAUCUGAGAAAUAGUUUUCUUAGCCCGGCUACUCCUGUUGUAGUUAGACAACCAUCAGGUUCUGAUGACAUGAUUGGGGGCUCUAUCUAUGAUCCAACUUACUACUCGUCCCUCUUUGAAGAUGGUCAAGAUAGUAAAUGUUUGUCUGGGAUCUCUCAUUUUGGUAAUGGUGAUAAUGGUUCUACCUCUGGGCCAGAUGUAUCUCGAUCAAAGCUGUCCAGACAUUUCCAAGUAGCAGACGGUUACAGACAGAAACAUCAGCAGAAACAAAAGGCAAUAACCAACAAGGAAGGAUUCAAGCCCGCACACCACCUCCCUCAUUAGACCAUGCUCAAGAAGCUAAGUUAUGAGCCACUUGAUUUACAGAUCUAGAGACAAAAUCGAAAGAACUAGCAUUGAUUAAUAGCAUCAGGCUCUUCAUUUCUUCUAAAAUUGCUUCAAGAAAGGACAAGACCAAUCUGUUUUUGUUAAUUGUAUUGACAAGAACCUCAGCAUCAGCUUCAACCCACACAUCCGUCAGCCCUCAUUGCUUCGCCAACUUCAAGUCUUGAAGAAGUGCAAGGGGCUCCGCCACUACUGACUCCAGCCAGUAGGGGAGGAAAGUUGAUGUGACCCAUUCGAAUUGUAAAUGACAGUCCCCAGCCCCACCUUAUUUGAAGGACUGCAUGCCACGUCAAUAUUGAGCUUGAAAUUUCCAGUGGUUGGAGGACACCAAUGCAAAACGCUCUCCUUUCCACCACUCUCAUUUUGCAAGUCACCACGGACUGAUGAAGGAGAGGUCAAAAGCAGCUCCCUCACACAAAAUUCUCUAAUGUAGUUAGGAACCUCCACCUGAAUAUCAAUCUCAGCAAUAGAUUGGCCAUCCUCCUAUUUCGUCGCUCUACAGAGCCCAGGAACCCUCACAGAAACACAAUUCCAUCCUUAUAACUUGUCAGUUGGGGCAUAUGCCCCUUGGAUCGAGCAUUGAAUCCCCUAGAAAUAUUUUUAGCUUCAACGAAGUUACAAAUUUCCUCCAAAAUUUUUUAGCUCUAGUAGAACAUGUUCUCCCGUCACCUUUUUGACAAACCAAUUAUUAUUUGUUGGAAGAAUAUUGUGAAACAACCGCCAGAUGCUUUAAUCUUCGUUGGGAUAGGCUGCUUUCUAAGCGAAUUCCACCAUUUCCCAUAACUCUCCCCAUUAGAACUAGAACCUAACAAUGCUUGUGACAUGAAAAGUUUAUAAUCACUCUUUGUAGAAAGAUCCCAUUUUCUGAGUAAUGCCUUAUCCGCUGAUCCUUGCAUUCUGUUUGAAUCGACCGAAUCACGUUAAUGUCGUCCUCCUAAAACACCUCAGAUAAUAUGGAUAGAGUCCAUCUACCCUCCUCAUCAAUCAAGAUAAUUUACUGUCCUAUCAAUCCAACCUGGAUUAGGAGACAUUAUAGUCUUAAAAUAACAUUCUCUUGGAAGCCAGGAAGAUCGAAACAUCAAGGUAUCCACUCUGCCCCCUCCCCCCUGGAGGGUUUAUUUCCAAAUUAGCAUCCAGAACAUUAGACCUAGGAUAGUACUUGCCUUUAGAAGUCAAGGCUGCAAGAGAUUAUGGUCAAGAGAGUGAUAAAACCCAAAUACAUUGAAAGAUAAACGAUAUACGAAAUAUGUUGGAAUGCAGUCAGUCUUAUGUUGGAACGCAGUCAAAGUCUUAUUGGCUGAUUUGUGGUUUGAAAGAAACCAAAGGACUUUUCACAACAAAUCUCUCGGUUGGUUUGAUCAUUUUGAAAAUGCUCACCGUGAUGCCUCCUCGUGGUGCACUCUUUCUAAGGAAUUCGACAUGUACAGCAUCUCUGAUUUAAAUCUGAAUUGGGGUGCUUUCAUUUCAGCAAUCUAAUCAAGGCUCAAAGUUUUUUGGUCUCCUACCUUACUUAUGGGUGCUUUGGGACAGUCCAGAUUUGGUGUAUUAGAUCUUGGAUUAUGGUUCUUUUGAUUUGCUAGCAGAGGCUUUCAUUUGCCCUCAUUUUAUAUGUUCUUAUAGUUUGUACGAAUAUGAUGAGGAUGCUAAAAGAGUCUCAACCGGGGUGUUAAUAGUUGAGAUGUCAGGAUGCGUCUAUUGAUCCCUAGGUUCUUAUGCUCGUUGUAUAAUCUUCUUGUACUUAGAGCUUUUGUCUCAUUAUUAAUAUUAAUAAAAUAGACUCAUUUCCUUUUAAAUAAGAAAAUGAUUAACCUAAUAUUGAGAUAAUUCUCAAGCCCUACUCAAUAUACCAAAUAUUGCUUAUCUUCUCCAUUCCCCUCUCCCUCUAUUUAUAACCAGCUUCCUGUUGGAACUCCAACUCAAUUGGUAAAUGCUAUCUUUAUUGAUUUACUUUUAGUACAAGAAUAGGAUUGAUGAAGAAUCAAUCCUUGAUUACAAUGAAUAAUUCUGAUCUUCUCUCAACCAGAAGAACACAGAAUUUGUCUCACAAUUUCCCUCCAAAAACAUGUCUACCCUUCCCUCACACGACACUGUCUAUAUAACAUCUUUUCCCGCCCAAAAGACAACUGUCAUCCCACCUAUUUUUCCCGCCCACCGACCUAUUUAAACCACACGUGUUCUUUUAAUUGUUUCCUUCUAUCUAUUUCCUCACGUGCUCCUUAACUAACAAGGUCUACUUCUUCCUUCUACUAUACACUUGCCUAAUAAGGGGUCUAACACUUCCCUAAAAAAACUAGUUAACCAAUUACUAAGAUAUCCCUGAUAUCUCUCUAAUCCCGUUCUUAACAGAGAGGAGUCUCUACACUUGUUUGGCAAAAAGAUACUUGUUGAAGCCUUUCAGACUCUGAAAUCCCAAACCCCCUUUUUCUUUGGGCAACACAGCCUCAUACACCUCAUCCAAUGAAUUUUGAACCACUUUGAGAAGGCCCUUGUCGAAAUCGUGCCAUACUUUGGCAUAAGUCCUCAUAUAAACGCUUCGGAUGCUGCAUACAAGACAGUUUAAGGAAUCGCUUGGGCCACAUUUCUAACAAGGAUUUUGGUUGUGGAUUUUUUUCGUUUUGUUGCAAUGCGCGUCUAAAACUUGGUUGUUGUUUGGUUUUAUGCUUAAUUAUGCAUUGAAAAAUUCGUUCAUGAAUGAUCAUGAAUGGUUCUAAUAAUGCGACAAAUUAGGCAUCUAGGUUAGGGUUACGUAAUAAAGAUGCAUGCCCUACCUAUGUGUUAGUAAAUUUAUGAUGAUCAACCUUUAGUACAAGUUUUCCUCAUGCUUGCCUAAGUGUAAGAGAGGCGAGAGGUGAGAGGUUUCCUGGGUAAGCCAUGAUCGAACACAGGGAAUUUCUAUCAAAACUUAGUUAUAAAGUUUACUUCUAAACCAAACCAGGCGGUAUAAAUUCUAUAUAGUAUAAGUGUUAAAUUAUAAUGAUUAUGGGAAGUGAACAAACAUGCAUUAAGAAAGAUGAAGGAAAGUUUCUGCAUUAUAGACGAUUUAAAUGCGAGAUACAGUUCAAUGUGAUAUAGAUAAUUUGAUCAUCUUAUAGUUAAGGCGAGCAACCUCUUGGCACCUAUAUACCACACUUCUCCUUUCGGGACACAAAUGAUUGGAGGCAAAACGCCAGAACGAAGUUUGUUUCCAAACUCCCUUAUGUGCGUGUUUAGCUAGGUCUUUGUUACUUACUCUCUUGAGCAGUUGGCGACAAGCGCUGGCCAAGCGAUGAGUUAAGCUCAGGCUAAACACGGUGAAUCUUAUACUUAAAAACUCUUAUCGAACAUGUGAUACAUAGUUAAACUACUUAUAACACUUCAACAAGAUGAAUAGGAAAGAAAUGAGAGAAAGACAGUGGAUAAACAUGCAUUGUACCGAUAAAUGUAGGCCUUUCGGCCAUAAGAAUAAGAAUAUUCAUACAACACAUUAUAAAAUACAAAAAUGAAAAGUAAAGAGAUGAGUCAAGCCGCAUAGUGCAUUGUCAUGCAUUCCUUGGCUCUUUUACAAUUUAGGAGAAAUGGAUGGUGGGCUUCUCUCUCUAAGCUCACUCAGAAGUUGACUGAAGAAAAGGUGGAGGAAGAACUACUACUACAGAUUGUGAAGGAUCUAAAACUCAUCCUUUCACAUGCCUCCAAGGAGGCCCCCUCUGUACAUUUUGUUCAUGGUGGAGUUGGCUUCUUUUAUAGGCAUACUUUAGGCGGGAAAUUAAUUGUGCUAUGCUGCACAUCCAUCCUUGCUAUGCUGCACAUUUGUCCUUGUACAAAUGUCAGCGCAGAAAGUAGUCGUUCCUUGUCACAUCAUCUCCAAUUACCAUUCUUGUCUUCUAGCGAAACAUCUUGCGUGAUGAUGUACUGGCAUCUUACCUUACGACUCGUCAGGCAACUUCUCGCUGAGUUCAUACGCGCGAUUCUCACUUCAUUUCUUCUUUUCGCCAUUUUGCAUAUAAAACACUUAAAAGCGUAGUUAAUCAGGCAUGAUGACUUAUGUAAGGUGCGUUCUCUUAAUGUUAUAAAUUUGCAGUAAAAGCUAUGCAUUUUGACCAUUUAUCUUGCUUUUUGACUCCGUUGUUUUGCCUAAAAAGCCACAAUAACUUGUAUUUCUACUAGUUAUCAGAUUUUCUUACCACCAAUUGAGAACAAACUCCCUUUCCACCUGCCAAUAAUUUUCUGAACUCUUUCCUUAAGAGGAUUAAAAUAAAUGUGCUUAUUUCAAGAAAAAUGUGAAGGAAUACCCAAUUAUUUGCCCAAAUCUGAAACCACAAGUAUGUCCAAAGCUCCUCUCAAAUCAUCUCUAGUGUAAGGCUCAACAUUAGAACUUAGGAGGAUGGCAGAUUUUGAGAAAUUAACACAUUGACCUGAGGCUUCUUCAUGCUGUCAGUCAAAGGAUCUCCUUAAUAACUCUCCCUCCUCUAAAGCUGUGUGCCAAACAAUAAUCAUCUACAAACCCUAAAAUGUAACACGAUAGGGCAAAAUCUACAUAUUUGGCAUGCAGUGUUCCUCUUGGUUUGUUGAGCAUGCAAAAGUAAAUUGGACAACCUUUUCAUUCACAAAAAGAAGAGAUAAGGAGAUAAUAUAUCACCCUGUCUAAGUCUCCUUUGAGGAUGAAAAAAUCUCAUCGUAGUCCCAUUGAUCUUAACAGAAAAACUCAAAGAUGAAACACAAUCCAUUAUAAACGCAACCCACGACUUAGCAAACACCUAUCCAAAAUACAUUGUAAGUGUUGGUGAUAUAUAAUUAAAUUUACCUUCAACCACCAGCUUAAGCCUUUGGGUGAAAUUGGCAGUUUAAUAUGGUAUCAGAGCCCCUGCAUUGUCGUUUCCUCCCCAAUUAUAAUUAAUUUCCACUUAUUGGCUCUUUCAAAUAUUACAAGCCCACAAGUGAGGGGGAGUGUUGUUUAUAUAUAAUUAAAUUUGCCUUCAACCACCAACUUAAGCUUUUGGGUGAAUUGGCAGUUUAAUAGUAAGAAUACUCAUUCCAACCUGUCAUAUGCUUUGCUCUUAUCGAGCUUACAAUUGUCAACCCCUUCUUUCCAUUAGUCUUGGACAUCGCAUAAUUAAUACAUUUCAUAUCUUACACAUUACCAAAGUCUAGCUAGAAGAAAAGCAAGGUAUCGCGAAUAGAGGAUACUACUUGUACCAAGGAUCAAUCAUCAUAGCCACAAAUAUCAGCUUAUUCAUCUUCUCAAGCGAACCCCAAUACUUAUCGAACUUUGUUUUCAUAUUCAUAGCCGUCAAACUAAGAAUAGAAUUAUUGUUGUUGCUCCAUUUGUUCAAAACAAAUUGAAUUUUGUUAAUUUUCUUAUAACCAACAUUAGAAAUCUCAUAUGAAGAUCCACUUAUUUUUGUAGUGGUUUCAUAAAACCCUUUCAAAAACUUUACCAACACACUUACCGUCAACCAAUCAGACACACUUGGGGGCCUAAAUCUCUUAUUUCCACGAUCAUCUUCCUCAAAAUACUCAAGAAAAUCUGAGUCCUCUUUCUCCUUCUCUAAUUUUGAAAGCUUUUUCAAAUUUAAUUGCAUGUUUAAGCAUUAAAUAUGUAAAAUUCCACCUAGUAGCUACAUCUAAACAAACAAGAGCCUUACACUGGACUUUUUCUUGCUUCACACAUGCUUUAAAUUUUGUCAUUCUCUUAGGUGAUGAUCGUACACAUCUCACAACGUUACGAACACUAGCAAUAGAAUCAUGCAUAUCUUUUAGCCCAUUAUUUACAAUAAGAUUAAUUAUAUAUAUAAGAACAACACCUCAUGUGCAAUAGCUCUCCAUCUAAAACAAUGGUUUUCCAGCUUUUAAGUCUUCUCUUAACACAUGAAAUAGCCACAUCGUUGAAACUUGCAUUAUCAACGGUAAUCGUAAAGAUUUUGUCAGUCUCCCACUCCUACAAACAACUUUCAAUUGCUCUCCUAAUAGUCUCCCCUUUAUGAUUAGCAACUUGACAAAAACUCAAAAUCUUCUUAUGUAAAACCCAUUCAGAAUCAAUGAAAUGUGUCGUGAUGAUCAUGUUUUACAUUUUGUAGUGAAGUCUAAGUGUCCGUAGCAAGACAGUUUUUGAGAGCUUUUAAGUAAACAUGAUUUCAAUUUUUUCUUCUCUUCAAGAUAUAGUUGAUAUAUAUCUCUAGCAAUCGUUACUCUUGAUGGAACGUCAAACCUAGGACACGCAAUACUACAAAAGUGUCUAAAACACUCAGUCUCAACGAAUUUGAAUGACAAUUCAUUCAUAAUUAUCAUCUUAGCACAUGCUAGUUUACAUGCUGGUUGGCUAAAUAAUGUGGUCACAAAAUUACUAGCAUUGGCUCCCUUUCCAUCAUUUGUAGGUAUAAGAGUUAAGGUGGUUUGUCCUUUAUUCUCUUCUUUAUAUGGGUACAUUUUACAUUGAUUUCUUAAAUGCUUACCCAAAGUGGUAGUUCCAUAACUAUUACUAUCACAUGCAUAAUCCUUGCCACAAUAGUUACAUUUACACCUAGCUCCAUUGUUAGCACUCGCUUCCAUUUUUGUGAAGUGAUCCCACACAAAAGAAGUUUGUUUAGUAGGUCUCUUUCUUUUGGACUUGGGAGGUAGAGGUGGUACAUGUUUUGUAGUUUGGCUUGUAUUAGGAGUAGGAGGAGGAUGGGAGGAGGCAUUUCAUUGUUAUCGGUAGCACUCGCAUUCUCACUACUGCUAUCCAUUUAUAAAAUAAAGGAAACCAACAUCUAAUUAAAUUUCCAACACCAACAUUUAACUAAAGUUUAUAAACAAACAUCUAAUUAAACUUCUAACACCAACAUACACCAAUUAAACUUCCAACAUCAACAUACACCUAUUAAACUUUCAACACCAACAUAGACUAAUUAAACUUCCAACACCAUCGUACACCAAUUAAACUUCCAACACCAACAUAAAAUUCAGACCAACUAAAACAUAUACAUAUCUAAUUCCGACACCAACUAAAAUUCAGAUUUCAAACAAUGCAUCAAAUUAUUUGACACAAAAGAAAAUUAACCAUUAAAAUAUUUAACUUACCAUAGAGUUAGAUAAUGGUGGUUCCACCGUAUCCAACACCAUGUCCGUGAUGACGAGUUUUAAAGAAAUCCAAAUAUUUGAGGCAGUAUGGUAUUGAACGUGAUAGACUGCAAAGUGUUUAGAAACGUAUAAUGAGACUUGAUUUAAUUUAUGUUAAAUACAAAAGUAAAGUAGGCUUGCUGGAGUUGCGAAGGAAAUGUCGAAACGAAGUGAGGUCUGCGAAGUUGGGAACAGAUUGCAAAAAUGGGUUGAGUGCAAAAAAUGGGGGGGGGGGGGGGCGGACUUGGAGAAUUGGAACGUGAAAAAUGGGGAGGAACGUGAGGUGAGGUCUGUGUUGGCCGUUGAGGUUGGACGAAUUCUGAAGACGGAAUGUGAGGGUAGGAACACUAAGUGGAUCCAUGCGAAGGAAAUGCCGAAACGAAGUGAGGUCUGCGAAGUUGGGAACGGAUUGCAAAAAUGGGUUGAGUGCAAAAAAGGGGGGGGGGGGGUAGACUCGGAGAAUUGGAACGUAAAAAAAUGGGGAGGAACGUGAGGUGAGGUCUGUGUUGGCCGUUGAGGUUGGACGAAUUCUGAAGACGGAAAGUGAGUCGUCGGAAUGUGAGGGCAGGAACACUAAGUGGAUCCAUGCGAAGAAAAUGCCGAAACGGAGUGAGGUCUGUGAAGUUGGGAACGGAUUGCAAAAAUGGGUUGAGUGCAAAAAGGGGGGGGGGGGGCAGACUCGGAGAAUUGGAACGUGAAAAAUGGGGAGGAACGUGAGGUGAGGUCUGUGUUGGCCGUUGAGGUUGGACGAAUUCUGAAGACGGAAAGUGAGUCGCCGGAAUGUGAGGGCAGGAACACUUAGUGAGAAUGUGAGGUCGCCACCCCACCGAUUUCCCAUCUUUUUCUCUAAUUUUAGUUAACUGAGUCACAUCUAAAAUUGCCUGCACAUGCAUGAACGGGCCAGUCCAACCACUUUGAUCGUCAUAGUUGAUUCCAACCACUUUGACAAUGGAAGUCACCUAAACCUUAGCCAUUGCCAGACCUACAAUCUAAGGGAAUGCUAUUUAUUUGAAUCCAGAACCUGGCCUUGAAAACCGUCAUAAUUAGAGCUUUGCAAAAGACCAUGGCCUGUAUUCGUAAUCCUUGUCUUCUCCCCUGUAUGUUUAAAAUGAAUAAGAAACAUGUUCUUCCUGGCCACAGCAAUCCUAGUAUCCUGAUGCACACACCAAACAGAUUUCAUAAGAGACCGGAAAGCUUCGAUAUUGUCCCUCCUAGUUAUAAGAACUUUCACCACACAACAUAGUGCAAUAUUCUGUUGAGAUAACAGAACAUUGUUAUCUUCUGCCUCAAAGUCCACAUUCUCCCCUUCAUUGAGAGAUAAUCUUUUCCACAUAUCACUUGACUCCUCGAUAGCAGACCAAAGAAAAGACAAAAAGCUUAUGCUAAAAAUAGUGAACAAAGACUUGGUAAGAGCGCUGAAAAAAGAUAUGAACUUGGUCUUAAAGGCCACAUAACACAGGACAAAAGGGGAUGGUAAUACCAUGCAUGAGGAGCUUCUUUUGGACAAGAUUUAUUAUUGAUGAGAUGAACUAUACGAUGCUUUGCCUAUUCUACACAGUGAAUAUCAAUUAGUUUUCUUUCUCUUAACUUCCUCAACUUCAUGCUUGUAAAAGGGUUCAAAGACUAUUAACCGGGCUUAAAAAUCAGCCAACAUUUUGUUGAAACGCGGCAGAACUUUUGGAUGCUUACAAAUUUGUUUUAUGAUAGAUAUAGUACCACGAGGAAUGAUUGUUAAAGAUUUUCUUUAUACCAUGGCAUUGUGAAAUCAUGGCUUAUCUGCCUCAAAUCUCUUUAAUAAUUUCUAAAUAAGCCAGUAGUUUCUUGUUUUCAAAUGCAUAAAAUAGUUCAUUGGUUCAGUUUUCUGUAUCAGAGAGCCUGUGUUUUGACUUUUGAAACAUUCGGAUUUAUUUAUUUAUUAUUACUUUUGAAGUGUGGAUAUGAUUAAAUUUAACAUUACCCGUGUACUUUUGGGUUGAUUGGUUUUUAACACGAUUCUGAGCAUGAGGUGUUGUGCUCAAACCCUUAUAAAAUCAUAUUCUCUUCAAUUACUAUUGAUUUUUACUUGUUCACAUUUUACAAAUUUCUGAUCCUAUAAAUGAAGAAAAAUGUUGAAGUAUUGAUAUAAUUAAAAUUUUCGUAACCUAUCAGCUAAAGUUUUUGGGUUGAUAGUGAUUUUCACCUCUUUUAUAUUUGUAAUACAUGUUCUUUUUUGACGUGUUUAUUUCUUUUGAUGCCA